AUGAAUGUGACUGUGAAACAAAAAGAAAUGUUGUUAAAUUUUUUAAAACGUAAUCCCGAAUUAGUGAGGGGUAGAAUAGACAGAAAAAACGAGAGUCGAUUAAAAUUGUUUAAAUUGUGGGAUGAAGUUGCACAAGGCAUCAAUACAAUUAUCGAAGGUCCUCAAAAAUCUGGUAAAGAAUGGGCAAAGACAUGGAAAGACAUGAAAAGUUACAUAUUAAAAAAAGAAGCAAAAAGACGCAAUUACAUGCAAGGGACUGGUGGUGAACCACUUCCUAAAGUAGCUUUCUCAGUGUUUGAAGAGCAAGUUUUAGAAUUGUUAACACCAGAGGCAGCUGGAUUAGAAAAUAUUCCAGAAGGUGGAAUUAAUACUGAAGAAAAUCCUAUUUCAGAAAGUAUAGAAGUUGUGGAAACUGAAAGAGCAGAACAAGAUAUAUGCAUAGUAAUUGAAGAAGAUAAUGGAAAUCAAGAGAACGCUAUAGAAGACAUUGAAAAUAUACCACUACAUAAUGACACAGAAAAACGAAGAAAAGUUUAUACAAGUGAAAAUAGAAAGAAUACAAUAAGAGGUAAUUAA
This is a messenger RNA of Mycetomoellerius zeteki, 576 nucleotides long. RefSeq lists its product as uncharacterized. The transcript is spliced from 3 exons. The record is from RefSeq and is a predicted model, not a curated record. The coding region runs from base 1 to 576 and encodes 191 amino acids. Gene Ontology annotation, cellular component: nucleus. NCBI's taxonomy places the organism in Eukaryota, Metazoa, Arthropoda, Insecta, Hymenoptera, Formicidae.